AUGAAUGAUUCGGGUAACGACCUUGAUCUCUCUGCAAGUCAAUUAAAUCAAGCCCUGGCAAGCGAUCUCAUCGAGGCCUGUAAGACAGGAAACGUCUCCAGACUUCAGACUCUGUUUCCUCAAUACCAAAAAGCGCCUCCAGCUUCCGUCCCAUCGCCUCAAUUUCUGCUGCAAGUGGCUGCCCGCACUGGCCAAGCCGAAACAGUUCGAGCAAUCUGGAGCCUACUUCCGCCCGAAAACCAUCAACCGCCUCACCACCCGUGGAAUCCUCGUAUUCCGCCCGGCGUCUAUUUCAACUCCAUCCCUCGCCAGUGGCGCAUCUACGAAGACGGUAUCAUCCACGAGGCUCUAAUGGCAGAAGAGCCCCUGGAAGUCUUCAAAUUCUUCUUCGAGCACGGCAUGAAACCCGACCACAACCUGGAUCGAGCGAUCAACAUCAUGGCGCAAGCCAUCUCACACAACCACGUGAACCUGGCCAGAUUCUUGCUCGAGCAGGGCGCUAAGCCCACGGGACGCUACAUCCAACCGGAAGACACCUACCUUGGUGAAGCGGCACGGAAACCUUCCUCUGACAUGCUGAAAUUGUUGCUCCAGCACGGAGCGAGGCUAGAGGGUUCACAGGCGCUACGGCAGGCGGCUGAGGCGGGGCAGCUUCGCAACGCUGGGAUUCUGCUUGAGAGUGGCGCGGACGUUAAUGAGGUCUUCACUCGAUACGAUUGGGUGAAAGGCGAGGAUCAGGUGAUGGGCUGUGCACUUCACUUCGCGGUGAAAGAUAGCGAGUUGAUCUGUGAGAGGCAGGUGUCGAAGGUGGAGAUGAUACAGUUCCUGCUGUCUCGUGGAGCUAGGCUCGAUGUUGUCGAUGGGGAAGGGUUGACCCCUCGACAAAUCGCAGCGAAUAUGGGUGAGGCUGCGAUUUUGGAGGUUUUGAGGCAGCAUGAGAAUGGAUUAUGA
Bacidia gigantensis is the source of this 951-nucleotide messenger RNA. RefSeq lists its product as uncharacterized. The record is from RefSeq and is a predicted model, not a curated record. Gene Ontology annotation, molecular function: protein binding. Lineage: Eukaryota; Fungi; Ascomycota; Lecanoromycetes; Lecanorales; Ramalinaceae. The coding region runs from base 1 to 951 and encodes 316 amino acids. The transcript has 2 exons.